AAAGAAAACAUAAUCCAUCAGUAGCAGUAACAUAAGCUGAAGGAAGCAUCUUCACUGGUUCCAUUCAACCAUCAAUUAAACGCAUAUAAAUAGAGCUAUCUAACUAAAGAUAUUCAAGUUCCACUUCCACAAUCUUUGUUACCAAAAUGAAACUUUUACCUCUCAUGUUUCCUGCACUUCAAUUUUGGUUACUGCACCUUCUUUUAAUUUUCAACCCUGUCUCAAAUGCAGUUGCCUCUACAUUAGGAAACAAGUCUGAUCAUUUAGCAUUGCUCAAAUUCAAGGAAUCAAUAUCCAAUGACCCAUUUGGGGUCUUGGUCUCUUGGAAUGGUUCCACCCACUUUUGUAAGUGGCAUGGAAUCUCAUGCAUGAGUCAAAGAGUUACAGAGUUGAACCUAGAAGGAUACCAAUUGCAUGGAACUAUAUCUCCCCAUGUUGGCAAUCUCUCUUCCUUGAAAAUCCUAAACCUAGAAAGCAAUAGUUUCUUUGGAAAAAUCCCACAUGAAUUGGGUCACUUGUUUCAAUUGCAACAACUGCUUCUCACCAACAACUCCUUGGUAGGAGAGAUCCCUGCAAAUUUGACAAGUUGCUCUGAUCUCAGAGAAUUGUACUUAUAUGGCAAUAAUCUAAUUGGAAAUAUACCAAUUGGAAUUGGCUCUCUUUGGAAGCUUCAAGUAUUAGAAAUUGGGAAAAACAAUUUAACUGGAGGGAUCACUCCAUUCAUAGGGAAUCUUUCAUCCCUAAUUGCUAUCUCUGUGGCUUAUAAUAACUUAGAGGGACAUGUUCCACAUGAAAUAUGUUACCUUAAAAGCUUGAGAGUAAUAGUAUUAGAGGUCAACAAUUUCUCUGGUACAUUUCCUUCUUGUCUUUACAAUAUGUCAUCCCUUACUACAAUUGCAGCUGCAAAAAAUCACUUUGAUGGCUCUCUUCCACCUAGCAUGUUCCACACCCUUCCUAAUCUUCAAUUUUUUGGAAUUGGUGGGAAUCAAAUCUCAGGUUUUAUCCCCACUUCCAUUGCAAAUGCUUCUACCCUGACAGUACUUGAUAUCACAAGAAACAAUUUUACGGGACAAGUUCCAAGCCUAGGAAAGCUGCAAGAUGUUUGGCUUCUACAGCUAACUUACAACAAACUAGGUGACAAUUCAUCUAAUGAUUUGGAAUUUUUAAAUUCACUGACAAAUUGUAGCAAGUUGCAGAAGUUAUCUUUAGCUGGGAAUAACUUUGGAGGUAGUUUGCCUAAUUCCUUAGGUAACAUGUCCUCCCAACUUGAAAAUAUGCGUCUUGGGGGUAAUCAUAUAUCAGGGAAGAUUCCUGCUGGGUUAGGAAAUCUAAUUGGCUUAACCCUUUUGGCCAUGGAAAAUAACCAUUUUGAAGGGAUGAUUCCAGCCACCUUUUUGAAGUUUCACAAGAUACAAGUGUUAGACUUGAGUGGAAACCAACUUUCAGGAAAUAUUCCAGUGUUCAUAGGCAACCUCAGUCAGUUGUACCAUUUGGGCUUAGAACAAAAUAACUUAGAAGGAAACAUUCCUCUAAGCAUAGGAAAUUGCCAAAAGUUACAAUCUCUAAACCUUUCACAUAACAACCUUAGUGGAACCAUCCCCUCUGAGGUUUUUAGCCUUUUCUCAUUAACAAACUACUUAGACUUGUCACAAAACUCAUUGACUGGGAACCUACCUAUUGAAGUGGGUAGACUCACAAAUAUCAAUUGGUUGGAUAUCUCUGAGAAUCAUUUGUCAAGUGCCAUUCCUGUAACCUUUGGAGAAUGCCUAAGCUUGGAGUAUCUUUAUUUGCAAGGGAAUUCCUUCCAUGGAAUCAUUCCACCCUCUUUGGCUUCACUUAAAGUUCUUCAAUGUUUAGACCUGUCAAGAAACCGGUUGUCGGGAUCAAUUCCUAAAGCCCUACAAAAUCUUUUGUUUAUGGAGUACUUCAAUGUUUCUUUCAACAUGUUGGAUGGUGAAGUGCCAACAAAAGGUGUCUUUCAAAAUGGAAGCGCGUUAGCAGUGACCGGAAACAAAAAUCUUUGUGGUGGUAUUUUAGAAUUGCAUCUACCACCAUGCCUUAAGGAAGGUAAGAAACCUACAAAGCACCAUAAUUUCAAGUUGAUAGCAGUGGCAGUUAGUGUGGUUGCUUUUCUUCUGAUUUUGUCAUUUCUUCUAACAAUCUACUGGAUGACGAAAAGAAGAAAGAAGCCAUCUUCUGAUUCACCAGUAAUUGAUCAACUGGCUAGGGUUUCAUACCAAGACCUACAUCAGGCAACCGAUGGAUUCUCAGCCGGAAACUUGAUUGGAUCAGGAAGUUUUGGUUCUGUAUACAAAGGGAAUCUUGUGUCAGAAGAUAAAGAUGUUGCUGUAAAGGUCUUGAACCUUAAAAAGAAGGGAGUUCACAAGAGUUUCGUUGCUGAAUGUAAUGCUCUUAAAAACAUUAGGCAUCGAAAUCUGGUUAAAAUUUUAACAUGUUGUUCUAGUGCAAACUUCAAUGGUGAAGAAUUCAAAGCUCUAGUUUUUGAGUACAUGGAAAAUGGAAGCUUAGAACAAUGGCUGCAUCCAAGGAUAGAGCAUCCAAGAGCACUAGACCUUAAUCAAAGAUUAAAUAUCAUCAUCGAUGUUGCCUCCGUAUUACAUUAUCUUCAUCAUGGAUGCGAGCAAGUAGUCGUUCAUUGUGAUCUAAAGCCAAGCAAUGUCCUUCUUGAUAAUGACAUGGUUGCUCAUGUAAGUGAUUUUGGCAUAGCAAGGAUUCUCUCAACCAUUGAUGGUACAUCUGAUAAGCAAACUAGUACAAUUGGAAUUAAAGGGACUAUUGGAUAUGCUCCUCCAGAGUAUGGAGCAGGAUCUGAAGUGUCCAUAUAUGGAGAUAUUUAUAGCUUUGGGAUUCUUAUGUUGGAAAUACUUACUGGAAGAAAACCAACUGAUGAAAUGUUUCAAGAUGGUCUAAAUUUGCAAAAAUUUGUUGAAAUUUCAUUUCAUGGUAAUCUCUUACAAAUUUUGGAUCCAUCACUUGUACCAGGAGAGGAGGAAGCAGAAGAAGGAAAUGGUAGGACAGUUGAUAAGUGCUUAGCAUCUCUUUUUAGGAUUGGACUUGCUUGUUUAGCGGAAUCGCCAAAAGAAAGGAUGAAUAUGAUGGAUGUUAAGAGAGAGCUGAACAUAAUCAGAGAGGCCUUUCAAGCUGGUAAAAUAAAUAGAAACUGACUAAGAUAAUCAUGUAUAACUGGAAAAUACAAUGUAGAUUUGCCAGUUUCACAUUGUUGCUAACUUGCUAUGGCCAAAUUGAGAUUUCUAGAUGCUUAAUUGCAUGCUGCACCAGCUUUGGCUCUUAAUGUAUUUCCAAAUUCUAAAACUACAAGGCAUGUUUUUCUCAAAUUUAAGGUGCCGACACAUGUGAAAAAUUAAAGCUGUAAUAAAAUGCCACAGUCAUUUUGUUAAUAGAUUGAUGUGUUUUUAGUA
Molecule: messenger RNA, 3440 nt
Organism: Lotus japonicus
Lineage: Eukaryota; Viridiplantae; Streptophyta; Magnoliopsida; Fabales; Fabaceae
Product: probable LRR receptor-like serine/threonine-protein kinase At3g47570
Exons: 2
Coding region: 147-3185 (1012 amino acids)
Biological process (GO): protein phosphorylation
Molecular function (GO): ATP binding; protein binding; protein kinase activity
Source: RefSeq, a predicted model, not a curated record